AUGGCAGCAGUACAACAAAUUAGUAAGAAGAAGAAGGCCGUUGCCGAUGGAGUUUUCAAAGCUGAAUUGAAUAAAUUCCUUACCAAAGAGUUGGCUGAGGAUGGUUAUUCUGGAGUUGAAGUUCGCAAAGCUCCAUCCCGUACUGAAAUCAUCAUCAUGGCUACCCGUACCAUCAACGUUCUUGGAGAACGUGGACGUAGAAUUCGUGAACUUACUUCUCUUGUUCAAAAAAGAUUUGAUAUUCCUAAAGGACAAGUUGAACUUUAUGCUGAAAAAGUAAACAAACGUGGUCUUUGCGCUGUUGCUCAAUGCGAAUCUCUUCGUUACAAACUUAUUGGAGGACUUGCUGUUCGUCGUGCCUGUUACGGAGUUAUGCGUUUCGUUAUGGAAUCUGGAGCUCAAGGAUGUGAAAUCAUCGUCUCUGGAAAGCUUCGUGGUCAACGUGCUAAAGCUAUGAAAUUCUCUGAUGGUAUUAUGAUUCACUCUGGUCAACCAGUUCGUGACUAUUGUGUUUCUGCCAUCAGACAUGUUGAAAUGAAACAAGGUGUUAUUGGAAUCAAAGUAAAAAUUAUGCUCCCACAUGAUCCUGAAGGUAAAUAUGGACCAAAGAAUCCACUUCCAGAUCAAAUUAGAAUUGUUGAACCAAAAGAAGAUCCCUUCCCAGCUCAACCAUAUUCUGAACAUAGACAAGAACCACCAGUUGCUGUUUAUGAGAAAGAACAACAAUAA
Strongyloides ratti is the source of this 729-nucleotide messenger RNA. RefSeq names its product 40S ribosomal protein S3. Bases 1 to 729 code for a protein of 242 amino acids. The transcript has a single exon. Gene Ontology annotation, biological process: translation; positive regulation of apoptotic signaling pathway. Gene Ontology annotation, cellular component: nucleus; cytosolic small ribosomal subunit. The record is from RefSeq and is a predicted model, not a curated record. Lineage: Eukaryota; Metazoa; Nematoda; Chromadorea; Rhabditida; Strongyloididae. Gene Ontology annotation, molecular function: structural constituent of ribosome; RNA binding.